CCUCUUUAGUCAAGAAUUGUCAUAUUCAGUAAUUCGGCAAAAUGGCGAGCGAAGACGAAGACAUUCCAGACAGUGGAGCUGUUUUCACAUUUGGCAAGAGUAGGUUUGCAGACAACACUGCAAACAAGUUCUGGAUUCGUAAUGACAAGGUGGUGCAAGUCAGGUGUGGAGAUGACCAUUCUGCUUUGGUGACAGAAAAUGGACGUCUGUAUGUAUUUGGAGCCAAUGACUGGGGGCAGCUUGGACUUGGCCACAGAAAGUCAGUCAACAAACCAAGCAGUGUGAAAGGUCUUAAGCAUGCGGGCGUGGUCAAGAUUGCUUGCGGACGGGUACACACCAUCGCCCUGACCAAGGAUCGUCACCUCCACUCAUUUGGGGCGGGAGGGGAGGGCCAGCUAGGGGUAGGAGACUCCAAACAGUAUGAAGCCCCAAGAAUGAUUGAGGAGUUAGAGGAACAGGACUAUCUCUUGCUAUCAUGCGGCACUGAUCAUUCUGCUGCCCUCACUGCCUCCGGUACUCUGUACAUGUGGGGAGGUGGAUCGGAAGGUCAGCUUGGUCACGGUGAAGAUACAGAAGUACAGAUACCCAGGGAACUGUCUAUGGGUGUACCCGUCAGAAUGGUAUCCUGUGGCUACUAUCAUACAGCCUUAUUAACAGAGGAUAAGAAGCUGUACACGUUUGGUGAAGGGGAAGGGGGUAAGCUGGGGCUAGGAGAAGCCCAUUUAGGAGGGGUCAACGAACCGCAGCACGUAUCCUUCUUCACGGAGCCAGUAGAUAGUGUCUCCUGCGGCAACGCACACACUGCAGCAAUAACAGAAAAGGGUCAUGUGUACACAUUCGGCAACGGCGCUAGCGGUCAGCUAGGUCAUGGACCAGACCAUCUGGAGACCAACAUUCCAAAGAGAGUAGCCAGACUAGAAUGGACUAGGUGUAAGUGGGUGUCAUGCGGAGACUGCCAUACUGCAAUCGUCACAGCUAAGGGAUGCCUGUACACGUUUGGAGAUGGUCGCCAUGGCAAGCUGGGUCAAGGCGAGGAGAGUUUCUCCAAUGUUUUCACCCCGUCCAAGGUCCAUCGCUUCAAUGGCUUCCUCGUAGAAGAGGUAUCUUGCGGUGGUUGCCACACCCUAGUCCGAGCCCGGAGAAGGGCCCCGCCCGGCGACCCCGCCUCGGACUCGGAACCCGAGGAGGCAGAGAUCAAGUUUAAGGACCCUGUGGUGGGGGCAAACCUGCUGAAGCUGGCAAACAACAUUGAUCUGAACGGAUCCCUAGGGGGUUCCGCAAGGUUACGAAGGAGACAGAGAGAGCCAUCCCCCCUCCCACCGCUGAGCAGGACCCUUCCCCCGCUGGCAGCAUCGACCCCCAAGUCUUCUGGGCUGAACUCUCGGACCCUUCCGCCCAUGACCCUGAAGCCCCUCAACGACCACAGCAUACCAAAGAUGAAACUUCGUGAUGGUGAUGAUGAGGUUGAUGGAUCAAGAGGUGGAGGAGACGAACCAGACUCAGGGAAGCCUAAGAAACACAGCGACGAUGACAGUGCGAUGGAAGACGAUGAAGAAAGCGACUAUGCGGAAAGAGAAGUGCCUAAAGACCAAGAUCCCUUUGCAACUACACAUUUUUCCAAGAGUGGGACUAAAGAAGGAAUGAAACCUGUAAUCAUGGCUCGUUCUAAGAAGCAGUCCCCAAAAGAACAGGCAGGUAAACCAAUCUCAAUAGAAGUUGUACCGCUUGACCGAAGGAAAAAGCCUGAAAAGGAAGAGGAAAGUGAGGAUGAGGAGGAAGAAGAUGAAGAGGAGGAGGAAGAAGAAGAGGAAGAGGAAUCUGAGAGUGAAGAAGAAGAAGAAAAAACUCAACCAAAGAAAGGCAAAAUGACUUUGUCGAUGAUGGCAGCUUCCAAACCAAACUCGAGUAAAACACAACCAAAGAGGACUGGAGAAGAGGAAGACAACUCAGACGGAACGGAGGAGGAGAGCAGUCAUCGGGAGAGGCCAACAAAAACAAGUAAACGUCCAUUGCCAGUCAAAAAGGCCGAGACAGAGGAAGAUGAGGAAGAGGAGGAGGAAUCAGAAGAAGAAACUACACCGACAGUGAAGGAGACAAAGAAAAAGGACUCGGCCAAAGCCAAGCCAGGAACUAGCAAGAGCAAGGAUGAUGAAGAGGAUGAUGAAGAGGAGGAUGAUGACGACGACGAUGACGAUGAGAGCAAAGAUAAGAAAACAGAUCAGUCUAAGACGGCGGAAAAUAAAUCUGAACAUGAAGAUCCUGAACCCAAGGCUUGGCAGUUUUGGAAGAAGAAAAAACCGGAGUCGCCCAGCCAAUCUACCGCUUCACCAACGGCAUCCACCACCUCAACAUCAUCCACAAAGAAACCUGGGAACCAGGAAGGGUCAAAGGCUUGCGUCAUCUUAUAGAGACUACAAGUGGACAUCCUUGACCACCUGUGUCGGUCAGUUGGAAAGGAGUUGGUCACUAAGGCUUGAAGAUUGGACAUCAUUGAUCAAUCGGGACACUAUCAACUACGCAAAUCAAGAGACCAGGGACCCGUUUCACAAAGCCUUUUUUGAAUGACAAAUGACCAAAAUCAGUGACAAAUCUGUUGAUAACCAAUCAGAAGCAAGAAUUUCAGUAGCUUAUCACAAAAACUGUCAUUUGUCACUGAUGACAAGUUUUGUGAAAUGCCCCCCCCCCAGGGGGGUUUGAAGGUAUACAUGUCACGUCUUCAAGCAGCUGAGAGGUUGGACACCAUUGACCACUCUAACGUCUUCAAAAGGAAUGGGAAGUGGUCAUUUACAUGUAGGCCCUGAGAAGGGCGUUCAUUGGGUGGUUCUUAAAGAGUUUUAGAAUGGACAUCAUUGGCCACAGUACCCUUCAACCACACAGAAACAAUGUGAUCAAGUGGCAUUUUAGUUUUAUAAGACUGAUAAUAGAUAUCGGUGAGUGAUUGACCAACUUCUAGGCUGAAAUUUCAUACUGGACCAAUCAGUACUUGUGUUAAUUGUAUCUGUAUGGAUAAGUGUUGAAAAUUGUACUAAUACGCCAAUAUUUAAUGGAUUUGAUGGCCUUUAGAUUUGGAAGAGAAUGGAAUGUUGCUAUGUCAGGGAAGUGCCUUUGUGCGUUUCUGUGCAAUGUGUCCUGUACAACAUGUGACUAAUGUCCUUUGGCCAGUCAUUGAUCUACAUUUGCCACUCCAUACCCAGGAAUGAAAUAGGGACCUGGUAGGAUGACAAAAGCCUAUGUGUUAGUAAUCGCCAAAUGCCUUCACGGGGACCAUGUGGUGGGAAUACUCCCCAGGGAGUGGAGAUGGUGCACACUGUGCGUGGAAGAAUCCGAUGAAGGGGAAAUAAUAUCUUUUAAAGACAGCAUUUUGUAUUAAUUGCUAUACAAAUGCAACAUAAUUAUUUUAUCAACCAAUUUUCUCCAUUGAUAAAGAAUCCCUUGAUAUGACCAUUGACCAAUGAUUCUUUCCUGUACCUUUA
Messenger RNA from Strongylocentrotus purpuratus (purple sea urchin), 3473 nucleotides. RefSeq names its product X-linked retinitis pigmentosa GTPase regulator (gene rpgr). Bases 42 to 2408 code for a protein of 788 amino acids. The transcript has 16 exons. The record is from RefSeq and is a predicted model, not a curated record. Lineage: Eukaryota; Metazoa; Echinodermata; Echinoidea; Camarodonta; Strongylocentrotidae.